This is a messenger RNA of Penicillium longicatenatum, 1245 nucleotides long. Its product is annotated as saccharopine dehydrogenase family protein. Bases 1 to 1245 code for a protein of 414 amino acids. The transcript is spliced from 5 exons. Gene Ontology annotation, biological process: glycolipid biosynthetic process. Lineage: Eukaryota; Fungi; Ascomycota; Eurotiomycetes; Eurotiales; Aspergillaceae. The record is from RefSeq and is a predicted model, not a curated record. Gene Ontology annotation, cellular component: plasma membrane; lipid droplet; mitochondrion.
AUGGCCUCCGACAGGGAAUACAGCUUGGUUCUGCUAGGCCCUACCGGCUACACCGGUCGGUUCUGCGCAGAGUACAUCGUGAAAAAUCACCCCACCGAUCUGAAAUGGGCUGUCGCAGGCCGCUCGGUGAACAAAAUUGAACCCAUCGUCCAGGAACUCAAAGCGCUCAACCCAGACCGCCGUGCGCCAGAUGUCCUCCCGGUCCAGCUAAACCCUACCGAGCUGAAGGAGCUUGCUCAGAAGACCAGAUUGAUCAUCAAUUGCAUUGGCCCCUACCACCUACACUCCACUCCGGUGGUCGAAGCUUGUGCCCAAAAUGGAACCCACUAUUUGGACGUGACCGGAGAGACACCCUGGAUUAAGCUCAUCAUCGACAAGUACCAUGAAACGGCCAAGGCCAAUGGCUGCAUUAUCAUCCCAUCUGCUGGCAUGGAAAGUGUCCCAGCGGAUAUUCUGGCAUGGGCUCUUGUCAAGCGAGUCCGCGAGGACCUUGGAUCGCAGACCUGUGGAAUCGACAGCUGCAUCAAGGACUUUAAAUCUUCUGGCGCCAGUGGUGGCACCCUUGACACCAUCCUGAGCAUCUUCGACUGGCUCCCAAUCUCGGAGCUUCUCAAGUCUACCGGACCCUUCUCGCUGACAGGCUCUGGUCCACUCAAGCAUGUCCCUAGCGACUCGAUCAUCACCAAGCUCUUUGGUCUGCGCUCUGUUCCUGACCUGGGUACCCUCACCACCUCCCCCAACGGCAUGGCCGACAUGGCCAUCGUUUACCGCAGCAGCACUCUGAUGCCCGAGUUGUACGGCAGUCGGUUCGUUUUCCAUCAGAUGCUAUACGUGCGCAACGCCCUGAUCGCCGUCGCCAUGCACAUCGGGUUCAACCUUUUCAUGGCGCUCCUUAUUUUCCCACCUGUGCGCUGGUUGCUACGCAAGUUUGUCUACGCACCCGGUGCUGGUCCGACGCUAGAGAACUCUCGCAAUGACCGGGUGGAGUACCAUGCCGUUGCGACCGCAGAUCAGGAUGUUCCCAAGCCGAAGCGCGUAUUCGGUAAGCUAACCUACGAAGGAACCAUGUAUGUGAUGACUAGUAUGCUUGUUUCGGAGGCUGCUAUGGUAAUCCUUCAACAAGAGGACAGGAUUCGCAAGGUUUCUCGUGGUGGUAUCGUUACCUCUGCCACACUGGGCCAGGAGUAUGUGGAUCGCCUGGAUAAGGCUGGAGUCCACAUUGAAACAAAGGUCUGGGAUUUUUAA